Molecule: messenger RNA, 2604 nt
Organism: Aquila chrysaetos chrysaetos
Lineage: Eukaryota; Metazoa; Chordata; Aves; Accipitriformes; Accipitridae
Product: AN1-type zinc finger protein 5-like
Exons: 6
Coding region: 430-1083 (217 amino acids)
Molecular function (GO): DNA binding; zinc ion binding
Source: RefSeq, a predicted model, not a curated record
CCCCAGUUCUUUCUCUUUCUUGCGCCUUCCUUUCGUCCUUCUGCGCGUCUCGUUCCGCGCUGCUGCCGCAGAAAGGAAGCGGUGGUAGUGCCGCCAGCUUUGUGCCCCACACCCUCUUGCCCUUCGCUCUCCCAGAAACAGUCCAGAGCCACCUGCAGCGCCUCCGACACCGGCCGUGGGGUUUCUCGCUCCCCCCCCCCCCCCCCCCCCCCCCCCCCCCCCCAGGAGCAGGUACGCGGGCGCUGCGGGGCGGCUGGGGGGGAUGUGGGCUCGGUUUCUGAGAGCUGUUAGCGUGGUGGCGGUGUGCGCAGAGGAGCGGCGCGGGGGGGCGCUUAGACCUCCCCGCGGCGUUUCUGCCGCCUUCCGCGAGGCGAGGGGUGGUAGGGCGUCUCUCGUCUCCCCUGGCGGUGUCCUUUCUCUCGCUCUCUGAUGCGCAUUGAAAUGGCUCAGGAGACAAACCAGACCCCAGGGCCCAUGCUGUGUAGUACAGGAUGUGGAUUUUAUGGAAAUCCUAGGACAAAUGGCAUGUGUUCUGUUUGCUACAAAGAGCAUCUUCAGCGUCAGCAGAAUAGUGGUAGAAUCAGCCCAAUGGGUAAAGGGACAGCUAGUGGUUCAAACAGUCCUACCUCAGACUCUGCAUCUGUACAGAGAGCAGACACUAGCUUAAACAACUGUGAAGGUACUGCUAGUAGCACAUCUGAAAAAUCAAGAAAUGUGCCUGUUGCCGCUUUGCCUGUAAUGCAGCAAAUGACAGAAAUGAGCAUUUCGAGAGAGGAAAAAGUAUCACCGAAAACAGAGAUGGAGCCAGUUGUUACUCAACCAAGCCCAUCAGUUUCUCAACCUAGUACUUCACAGAGUGAAGAGAAAGCUUCUGAACUACCUAAACCAAAGAAGAACAGAUGUUUCAUGUGCAGAAAGAAGGUUGGCCUUACAGGAUUUGAUUGCCGAUGUGGAAACUUAUUUUGUGGACUUCACCGUUAUUCUGACAAGCAUAACUGCCCAUAUGAUUACAAAGCAGAAGCUGCAGCAAAAAUCAGGAAAGAGAAUCCAGUUGUGGUGGCUGAAAAAAUCCAGAGAAUAUAAACUAGCUUACUUGUGAAAAGACUGACUUUUAUUUGUUUUAUUUUAAUAUACCCUAGGAAAGCAUUAAAGAGCAGGUGCAUGGCCAUUUUCCUUUGUUCUCCAAAGUUUUAAUUUUAGCCUUCUCUGUCUUAAUGAUAUUUCAGAAUGUUUGGGUGUUUGUUACAGGCAGAACUGGAUAGAUACAGCCCUUGAAAAUGUAUGUGCUCUCCUCAAUAUAAUUGGAUGAUCAGAACCUGCACAGGAAUGCACAUGCACAUCGGACAGGCUCUAGUUCACAUGUGCCAAACAGAUGCAUACUAUCUGCAUGUUUGCAGCAGAUCUGCCUUUUUUUGAUGUUCAAGGUGUAUAACACUAGCCAAAGACUAUGUGCCUGUUUGGGAGAAGGAUAUGUCAGAAAGGUUGGCAGUCUACUUCUAUCAUUUAAAAUCUUGUUCUACUUUUAGUUUCCACACUCCAUUGUUUUCCAGCAGAAUGUAAGCCACGUAGAGGGCUCUCCCUUCCAGUAAGAUGAGUGGUGGUGCCAUAUUUAAAAAAAAGUCAUUUAACAAUUGCAAUGGGAAAAAUGGAAAGAAUCAGAUAUGUAUGAGAAAAAAACUAUUUUGGAACAGAUUACAUUAACUUUAGAAUCAUGAAAAUAGUUUCCCAAAGGAAAUGUCCUGUUAGAAACUUAAGAACUGGCCUGAAACAGUUGUCUGCUUUUCCUUGCAUAGCUAAAAAUGUUGUGUAGCACAAUAUUGUGCUAAGAUUGACUUACAAAACAGAAGCUACAUAUGUGUGGGUUUUUUGAACAUAACACUGCAGCUCUAUCAAGUGACAUAUGCGUCUGUGUAAGUUGCAGAAGUAUUUGAGCAGUUCAUUAUUCAUGUACUUCUUAAAUGCAGUGUGUUCUGGGUUCAAAAGAAUAUUAGGAGCUUUUUUUUAAUUUAAAAAAAAAAAAGUAACAAUUGCACAUGCAACAAUUGUUGGGUAUGGAAAACCAUACCCAACGUGACUCCUGUAGACUUAAGUGGGAGCUGGAACCACUCUUGGAGGGCUGCUUUAUCAUUUUUUAAUUGUACUUUGGUGUAGAACUGUAGUGUUCUUGGGUGUAUUGCAUGGGCUCCAUUAUCUACAGCUUUGUAUAAUAACUAGGAAGGGCAGUAUAGUUCACUGAUGCUUGUCUGGUAAUAUCACUUCUAUGUUAUAAUGGAAGGGUUUUUUGUGAUGUAUGAAACUUGUGGGGUUUUUUAUAUAAUUAAGUAUAGUGUAGACUAGUGUUGUAGUAAUGCCUCUUCUCAUCUGUAAAUAGUUGUGUAUGUACACAAGAUGCUACUUCUGACUUUUAUUGCAGUGUUCAGUCUUAGUUUUUUAGUUCACUAUUAAAAGCAUCAGGCUUUGCUUUAACUUUGUUCUUUCAAUUUAGUUAUCAGAUAUGCAAACACGUACAGAUAGUUCGUACUUAGGUAUUGCACAUAAUCGCACUAUCCGGCAUCUGUGCUCUAUUGUAUUAUGUAAAUAAUAAAAAUCAUGUACAGAAGGAAA